CGCUCAAUAGCUUGCAGACUAUAAUAUAUUAUUUUUCGCACACUUGGUUUAUUUUGUUGUUGUUAAUAUUUUGUUCUAAUUUUAAGCGAACAAAUAAAUUUUAUUUUAAGAACAAUAUACAAUCGACUGCAAAUUAAAUAAAUGCUGUGUUUUAAAAAUUUAAUCAAAUUAACAAACAAUCACUUGAUACAAAAGAAUACAAAUUGGCAAACUCUAUUACAGAAUUCGGAAUUGAUUGCAGCAGCUCUUAACCCUAACAAACGCAACAUGUCCUCAUCGAACUAUAAACUCACUGAGAUCGAAGGUGAUUUGUUUAGCGCUCCUAAAGAAUAUAGUUUAGCUCAUUGUGUGGCUGCUGAUCUUGGAAUGGGAGCCGGUAUUGCCGUAGUAUUUAAACAAGUUUAUGGUCAAUUAGAUGUUUUACGCUCACAAGAUGUACAAACUGGCGGAGUAGCUGUGCUUAAAGAUAAUAAACGCUUUAUUUACUAUUUAGUAACCAAGGAUCAAAGUUGGGAUAAGCCAACAUAUGACAGCUUGAGAUCAUCUUUAAAUGCCAUGCGUGAGCAUAUGCGCUCUAAUAAUGUACACAAAUUGGCUAUACCAAGAAUUGGUUGUGGCAUUGACGGCCUUGAAUGGGACAAAGUUAGCAGUGAAUUGAAUGGCGUAUUUUCCAAAGAAGAUUUGGAAAUUGUUGUUUAUAAUUUUGUACCCAAGUAAAUGAAAUACAGCUUAAAUCAUAUAUGUAUGAACACAAAUUUACUUUGUAAUACAGUUAUUAGAAUACAUUUUUUUCUUAAAUAAAAUGCAUAUUCCUACUUUGUAAGUAGGUAUAUAAGGAAUAAUAAAACAAAAAACAAUACAAAUUAA
Molecule: messenger RNA, 867 nt
Organism: Calliphora vicina (urban bluebottle blowfly)
Lineage: Eukaryota; Metazoa; Arthropoda; Insecta; Diptera; Calliphoridae
Gene: Targ1
Product: Terminal ADP-ribose protein glycohydrolase 1
Exons: 3
Coding region: 142-717 (191 amino acids)
Biological process (GO): peptidyl-glutamate ADP-deribosylation
Source: RefSeq, a predicted model, not a curated record